UUCCUGCCCGUUUCAAUGAACCCAGACACAACUACACUGUCAUGAAGGGUCAGAGCAUCACCAUGGAAUGUCAAGCGGUCGGGGACAAGCCCUUGUCCAUCUCCUGGAGUUUCCAAGGGGCUCCCAUCAGCUCUCACAGCAAUGACAGGGCCGACAUAGUGUCCCAGUUAACUCCUCGGGGAAAACUAUCCCAGCUGACCCUGAACCCAACCACCCGGGAUGAUUCGGGUGCCUACACAUGUAAUGCUAAAAAUAAGUUUGGCAGUGCUGUGCUUUUAAACUAUCUGAUUGUGCAUGAACCUCCGGAACCUCCUGGCAAAAUUGAAGUAGUAAACGUGACCAGCCGAGGCAUUUUCAUCACCUGGGUGAGGCCCUUUGAUGGCAACAGUGACAUCGUUGGGUAUACUGUACAGUACAAAAAUAGCACAGAAAUAUGGCAGGGAGUGCUUCCAAACAUCAGCAUAACCGCCUCCCAGCAGCAAGCAUUCUUGCCCAACCUGCUGCCAUCUUUUACCUACCAUAUCAGGGUGCUGGCCAACAACUCUGUCGGCUACAGUGACCCCAGUGAGAUCGUGGAGGCUAAAACAGAGGAAGAAGCUCCAACUGGACCUCCAGACAGAGUCACCGUACAAGCUAUUGGCUCUCAGGCUCUCAAG
Messenger RNA from Candidula unifasciata, 656 nucleotides. Lineage: Eukaryota; Metazoa; Mollusca; Gastropoda; Stylommatophora; Geomitridae. The record is from the annotation of a GenBank genome assembly.